Messenger RNA from Rodentolepis nana, 222 nucleotides. The record is from the annotation of a GenBank genome assembly. NCBI's taxonomy places the organism in Eukaryota, Metazoa, Platyhelminthes, Cestoda, Cyclophyllidea, Hymenolepididae.
AUGCAGACAGGCGGCCAUCCAUCUCGCCAUUCACUGGGAAACGCAGUGAUUCAGAGUGUAUUCCUCUACACUCCCUGUCUCUCAUCCGCCGUCUGCCAGCAGCGGCGACAUCGUCUGGUUGGAGAAAAAGGAUCUGAGUCAACCCUAAUUAGCCGGGCUCUACUGGCUCACUUAGUGAUUAUCAUAUUACCUAAGCUGGCAUUAACAGCCCAAAUGACUUAA